Molecule: messenger RNA, 1170 nt
Organism: Entamoeba histolytica HM-1:IMSS
Lineage: Eukaryota; Evosea; Mastigamoebida; Endamoebidae
Product: heat shock protein 70, putative
Exons: 2
Coding region: 1-1170 (389 amino acids)
Biological process (GO): cellular response to unfolded protein; protein refolding
Cellular component (GO): cytoplasm
Molecular function (GO): misfolded protein binding; ATP binding; ATP-dependent protein folding chaperone
Source: RefSeq, a predicted model, not a curated record
AUGACUGUAGAACAAGACUCAUUUUCAAUUGGAAUAGAUUUAGGAACUACGUACUCUUCUAUUGGAUAUUUUGAUGUUAUUAAAGGUGAAUCUGUCAUACUUCAAGAUGACCUCGGAAAAGAACAAGUAGCGUCAUGGGUUAGUCUUUCCCAACUAACUACAGGAGGUUUUAUGACUAUAGGAGAUGGUGCUAAAAAUGACGCUAAUAGUGAAUGUGUUAUUUAUGAUUCUAAAAGAAUUAUAGGAAGAGAUGAAGGUGAAGUGAAUUAUGAAGAUUGUGAUAAAUGGCCAUUUGAAGUAAAAGGUAGAGAUAAUGGAAGUGCAUAUAUCGAAUGUUAUAAUCCACAAACACAAGGUAUUGAAGAAUUUGAACCAGAAGAAAUAAGUGGAAUGAUAUUAAAACAUAUGUAUGAUAUAGCACAAAUGAGACUUAAUAAUAAAGUAAUAACAAAUGUUGUUGUUACUGUUCCAGUAGAUUUUAAGGAUAAACAAAGAAAUGCAACAUUGUUAGCAUGUAAAUUAGCAGAAAUUAAGAAUGUUGAACUUGUUAAUGAACCAACAGCAGCUAUUGUUGCAUAUAAAAGAGAAUAUCCAAAUUCAUUAACAGAAGGAAAUAGAGUUGUAGUAAUUGAUUUUGGAGGAGGAACAUUAGAUGUAGCAUGUUGUAGAAUAGGAAAGGAUGAAAAUAUUCAAGUAGAAUCAAGUGGAGGAGAUCAAAAUUUAGGAGGAAAUGAUUAUGAUAUAGUAAUGAUGGACAUUAUUAAACAAAGAGUAGAAGACGGCGUUGAAGGAUAUUAUGAAAAGAAACAAGGAAUGACUCAACAAGAAAAGAUAAUUCUUAAUAAGAAAUUAAUUAGAUUAAAGAAAGAAGCAGAAAGAAUUAAAAUUGAAUUAAGUGGGAAACCAGAUGCUGAAUUAGAUUUAGAAACAUUAUUACCUGAUAGUGAUGAUUAUGAUAAUGAUGUGUUUGAACCUACCAUUACAAGACAAGAAUUUGAAGAAGAAUGUAAAAACAGAGGAUUAUAUGAAAGAUUUAUUAAUAAAAUAAAACAAGUCACUCAAAGAAAAGGAUAUAAAAAAGGAAAUGUUCAAUUAGUAUUAUUCAUUGGUGGUACAUCUAAAAUGCCAAGAAUUAAACAAGAAGUUGGGAAAAACUGCAAUUGGUCAUGA